Messenger RNA from Paramecium pentaurelia, 1266 nucleotides. The record is from the annotation of a GenBank genome assembly. Lineage: Eukaryota; Ciliophora; Oligohymenophorea; Peniculida; Parameciidae.
AUGUCAAAGAAAAGAAAGAAUAGUUCAUCCUCAUCAUCAUCCUCGUCUUCAUCUUCCUCUCCUGAGAAAAAGAUCUUUGUUAACCAAUGUGACAAGUAUAAGGAAGAUAGAUAGUCUGAAAUUAGAAUACAUUUCUAUUUCAAAGAUUUGUACAUUGGAGGAUUACAAGAAGAUGAAUUUUUGUUUUAUUUACAUGGAAGAAUAUAAAAGGCUGUAAGAAUCUCUCUUUCUAAAAGAGGGUCCAUGCGAUUUGUUACAAAUUAGUUCAAUUAAUAAGGAAACAUAAACAAUUGAUGUAGCUGUGGGAUUCAAAUAUGAUGACGAUGCACUCAAAGUUUAUUAAGGAAAAGUCUCCGUAAAAACAAAAGAUAAACUUACGCCCAUCUUAUCAAAAGUCUACACUGAAAUGUUAAAAGAACAAGGACAUAUAGUGAAAGAAUAAUAGAGUGAUUUUCGUAAGUCUCAAUAGAAAGAAUUGUCUCGUGAAAAGGAGAAACCAUCAUAAUAUAUGCCAACAUAUAAUUGUAUAAAUAACACCAAUUUAGAUAAUAUAUCAAAGGAAUAAUUAUACAUCUUUGGAGUUCCUAAAGAAUUUACUGUAGAGGAAUGUAUAACUGAGAUUAAGCAGAUAUAUGACUUAGUUGUUAAGCCUGAGGGAAUUUUUAAAUCUGAGAAGAUUGGAGACAUUACAUAUGAAUAUUUGGAAUUGCAAGUGGAAAGAAUACCUUGUCAAUAGAUUCUGAAGAAAUUGCCAUUGGUAUUAAAGAAUAUCUCUUUACUAUGUAUAUAAAAGAAAAAGCGAACAGAUUCUUUUAAUGAUGUAUUGAAACUUUAAUAAGUGAUCUUAAGUGGCAAAGUGAAUUUAUCAUAAGUCUAUAAUCAUAUGAAUGGAAUAGGAGGUGUAUUAUUUCAUUAAAUUAGGUAAUUAUAUAUAUAAUUAUAUUAAAUAGUGAAUAAAAGUAUUGCAUAAUGAUGCAAAGUGAAUAAUCAGUGAUUGAUUUAAAGUUACCUUGUAGUAUAGAAAUUCAAAAAGUUUAAUGUUAAUUAAGUCAAACUUCUGAUUUUACAUUACAAAUGGGAAGACCUAAUUUGAAUGAUACUACAUAUUAUAAGAUUUAAGAGUUUAAAAAGAAACAAGAAGAAAUGAAAUUGGCUCGUUUGCAUUCUAGUUCUAGUUCGAGUUCAAGUUCUAGUUCUAGUUCCAGUUCUAGAAGUAGAAGUAGAAAUAAAAAGAAGAAGAAACAUCAUCACAAAAAAAAGUAUUGA